AUGAUUUACGAUAAUGAUCGUGAUCAUGGUGAUAAUGAAUUGGAUCAUGAAGGUGGUAAUGAUGAUUUGAUGGUCUUGACGAUAAUAUUACAAAUUUGUUUUAUACUUUCUUUAAAGGUGUUUUGCGAUAUGACAACUGAUGGAGGGGGAUUUAUACUGGUUGGUCGUAAGAAUACAUCUGUUACCUGGACUGUUCCAUCCAACAACAAGCCUGUGGAACCAUUUGGCGACCCUCAUUGGACAAGUUCCCUGGGUAACACACCGAUAAUUGACUUUAGAGUUCAAGUAGCAACUCAGGAAAAUUUUAAAGCAACAAAGGCACAUUGGUGAGUAGCCCUUAUGUCUUUUAACAGUAUGAGAGUAGUGCCAUUCUAAAUUGUUUGAGACUAUAUUUUAACUAACUAACUAACUAACUAACUAACUAACUAACUAACUAACUAACUAACUAACUAACUAACUAACUAACUAACUAACUAACUAACUAACUAACUAACUAACUAACUUACUUACUUACUUACUUACUUACUUACUUACUUACUUACUUACUUACUUACUUACUUACUUACUUACUUACUUACUUACUUACUUACUUACUUACUUACUUACUUACUUACUAACUAACUAACUAAUUUCAAUGUUAAUUUAAUAAAGAUUGUUACCGUCAUGUUCAGGUUUUGUAUAGGUAUAGUUGCGCGGCCAAAAUCAAAAUCAAAAUCAAAAUCUUCACUCACAAAUUAAAUUAAUUAAUGUAUUCAUUGGUAUGGGAUAUUUAAAUUUAAUAUCCCCAUUUCUCAUACGCCAUGUUCCUCGCAUGUAAUUUUAAGGUAUUAUAGACUGCGUAAACCAAGAGCACUCAAGAAUCUGAUGAUUAUAAAUAAAGGAGGAUGUGGAAAAACCUCACCGGGAAUAGGUGAUGUUCAAUUUGUUAAAGAUUUGAUGACUGAUAACAUCGUAACUACCAAGUUCCGCUGCUCAAAAUUUGGUAUGGCUCAUAACGCAAAAACAAAAUUUGGUUGGGUAUGUAUUUCGCAACUUAUUUGUAACAAUUUUCAUGCGCAGAAACCUAGUUUAAGAACAUUAUGACUGAUUACCAUUAUGACCGAACGCAUAGAGUAGAUAACACGCUAUCUUUAUGGCACUUGAGGAGGACGCUGCAGUAGUGCGCGGGAUAAUCGCGGGACGAAAGUCAAAAACACGUGGCGGGACGUGGUCUAUCCCACGCAUGCCAACCUUCACGAUAAAAAAAUUGGCAGGGAUUUUUGUUUAAGAAAUGCUAGUUCUGAAAUAUUUGUAAUUAAAUUACCUUUGAAUUACCUUCGUUUAUAGUGCCAAAUCAUUUGUGACAACGAAGAGCAAAUUUACAUUUGAUGCGAAUUUUAUACUAGCUAUGAAGCAAUGCGUUAUAUAUUUUUUUAAAUAUUUGCUGUCAACUACAUAACAUGUUGAAACAUUCAUUAUCUAUGGUAAAAAUUAAAAUGUUUAACGUUUAAGAAGUCUUUCAGAGAAACAGAAUUUCAAAUCGGCUAUUUAGUAUUUUAGUAUAACUAAUUAGCACCAUAGAGAAUGGUAUAGGAAAAUGAAGACACAAAAUACAAUAUUGCACGUAAUUAUUUCUAACUUGUUUCAUUAUAUAUAUGAUUGUUAUAUUACCGUAUAUCUUGAAACAGUGAGCAUUUGAUGACGUUAAUUUGUAAAUUGUUACCUUUGCAGGCUAAGAUGAAUUAUUGCCUGAACAAACCAUGUCGCUGGGGAUUUGCUUUCCAUCACAAAUAUCCUCUACAAACUGACUAUUCUGGUGCAUUCAGGUACAUAAUUAUAC
This is a messenger RNA of Paramuricea clavata, 1819 nucleotides long. The record is from the annotation of a GenBank genome assembly. NCBI's taxonomy places the organism in Eukaryota, Metazoa, Cnidaria, Anthozoa, Malacalcyonacea, Plexauridae.